Fukomys damarensis (Damara mole-rat) is the source of this 1661-nucleotide messenger RNA. RefSeq names its product nuclear receptor subfamily 1 group H member 2 (gene Nr1h2). Gene Ontology annotation, biological process: cell differentiation; negative regulation of transcription by RNA polymerase II; lipid metabolic process. The transcript is spliced from 8 exons. The record is from RefSeq and is a predicted model, not a curated record. NCBI's taxonomy places the organism in Eukaryota, Metazoa, Chordata, Mammalia, Rodentia, Bathyergidae. Gene Ontology annotation, molecular function: RNA polymerase II cis-regulatory region sequence-specific DNA binding; zinc ion binding; nuclear receptor activity. Bases 124 to 1332 code for a protein of 402 amino acids.
ACUCAGCGGUCCUCCUGCCUCAGUUUCUGAGUACUGGGAUUGCAGGCAUGUGCCACUGUGCCCAGCCGGAAGUGGAGAGUCUCUCAGACCCCUGUGUUCUGCAGGCUGCCUCGUGACCCCACCAUGUCUUCCCCCAGCGCGAGUUCCGCGGACACUGCCCUGCCCGGAAAUGUCCCCCCUCAGCCCAGCACCUCCUCCUCUUCACCCACUAUAAAGAAAGAGGGCCCUGAGCCGUGGCCCGAGGGUCCCGACCCUGAUGUCCCAGGCACCGAUGGGGCCAGCUCGGCCUGCAUCGUGGUCAUCCUAGAACCAGAUGAGGAGCCCGAGCCAGAGCGCAAGAGAAAGAAGGGCCCAGCUCCAAAGAUGCUGGGCCACGAGCUGUGCCGCGUGUGUGGGGACAAGGCCUCUGGCUUCCACUACAACGUGCUGAGCUGUGAAGGCUGCAAAGGCUUCUUCCGGCGUAGCGUGGUCCACGGUGGAGCCGGGCGCUACGUCUGCAGGGGCGGUGGAAGCUGCCAAAUGGACGCCUUCAUGCGGCGCAAGUGCCAGCAGUGCCGGCUGCGCAAGUGCAAGGAGGCGGGGAUGAGGGAGCAGUGUGAGUACCCGCAGUCCCGCGAUGCCCGCCAGCAGCGCUUCGCCCACUUCACGGAGCUGGCCAUCAUCUCGGUCCAGGAGAUCGUGGACUUCGCCAAGCAGCCCUGGCCCCUGGGUGCAGACCCGCAGUCCCGCGAUGCCCGCCAGCAGCGCUUCGCCCACUUCACGGAGCUGGCCAUCAUCUCGGUCCAGGAGAUCGUGGACUUCGCCAAGCAGGUGCCUGGCUUCCUGCAGCUGGGCCGCGAGGACCAAAUCGCCCUCCUGAAGGCGUCCACCAUCGAGAUCAUGCUGCUGGAGACGGCCCGGCGCUACAACCAUGAGACGGAGUGCAUCACCUUCCUGAAGGACUUCACCUACAGCAAGGACGACUUCCACCGUGCAGGCCUGCAGGUGGAGUUCAUCAACCCCAUCUUCGAGUUCUCGCGGGCCAUGCGGCGGCUGGGCCUGGACGACGCCGAGUAUGCCCUGCUCAUAGCCAUCAACAUCUUCUCCGCCGACCGCCCCAACGUGCAGGAGCCGGGCCGCGUGGAGGCGCUGCAGCAGCCCUACGUGGAGGCGCUGCUUUCCUACACGCGCAUCAAGAGGCCGCAGGACCAGCUCCGCUUCCCGCGCAUGCUGAUGAAGCUCGUGAGCCUGCGCACGCUGAGCUCCGUGCACUCCGAGCAGGUCUUCGCCCUGCGGCUUCAGGACAAGAAGCUGCCGCCUCUGCUCUCGGAGAUCUGGGACGUCCACGAGUAGCCUUGCCGACACCCUUCCACGGAGUGACGCUGUCACCCUUCUUCCGCGAGGGCGGGAAGGGCACGGGCCUGGCCCGUCGGUCCCGCCUUGCGGCCUUCAGGAUGUCUUGGGGCCCAGGAGUCGCCUUUCCCGCCCAGAGUCUUCCCGGAAGGGUGGCGGGGCCUGAGUCCUGAGACCUGACCCCUACCUCUCCAGCUCCGUCCCUCCCCGCUUACACCUGCUGCACACAGUGCACCUUGGGCAGGGGGAGGGUGCUGGGACCCCACCUGGAGGCCUCGAGAGCCCUCAUCCUCUGCUCCUUUUAUUUAAUAAAAACUAAAAACAAGCAA